AUUAGUAAUACGUAUCUGUAUUGUUAGGUUUCUCUCUUUUUAACUCUCUGGGCUGUAAAUCGCGUAACGCACACAGAAUUUGGAACUCCUCUCCUCUUACCUUUUAUCACCACCACCAAUCAUUUCGAAGGUUUUUGAGAAGAAGAAGAAGAUCCAUCAGAAAGAUAGAUAGAUAGCUAGCUAGAUAUCAUCUAUCAAUAUCUAUAUCACCCGUUUAUUUGACAAAGUAAAGUAAUCAUCGAUGGCAACAUUUGCAGGGACAACUCAGAAGUGUAAAGCAUGUGAUAAGACUGUGUACUUGGUGGAUCAACUCACCGUUGAUAACAAAUUCUAUCACAAGGCUUGUUUUAGAUGCCACCACUGCAAGGGUACCCUCAAGUUGAGCAACUAUUCAUCCUUUGAAGGUGUUUUAUAUUGCAAGCCUCACUUUGAUCAACUUUUCAAGAUGACAGGCAGCUUGGAUAAAAGUUUUGAAGGCACUCCGAAAACUGUUAGAGGUGACCGGUCUGCCGAUCAGGUCCUUAGCAACAGCAAAGUUUCAAGUAUGUUUGCUGGAACUCAAGAAAAAUGUGUUUCUUGCAAUAAAACUGUUUACCCACUCGAAAAGGUGGCAGUUGAUGGGACAUCUUAUCAUAAAGCUUGUUUCAGAUGCGCUCAUGGAGGCUGUGUCAUCAGCCCCUCCAACUAUGUAGCCCAUGAGCAUCGUCUGUAUUGCAGGCACCAUCAUAAUCAGCUCUUCAAGGAGAAGGGAAACUUCAGCCAAUUCGGCAAACAUGAACAUCUUACACCAGUGGAUGAGACUGCAACUGCUGAAUGAUACUGUAUAAUUUUCUAUAAACUAUUGUGUGUGAUAAGUACUCAGAGAGCUUUAUUUCCAUGUAGAGUCGGAUGCAAUUUGCUGAAGUGCAUGAAAAGCAAUAACAAGCUUGUAGUAUGUUUUGAAAAAAACGGUAUUCAUUUUGGGAGUUCCAGCUUGUUGCUGUAACAUUUUGAGUGUGAGUUUCGAACUUAUAACAAGCUGAGAUGUGUUGAAAAUAAAUACAGAAAAUACUAUAAUUUCUGUAUUUAUUUUCAAGCUGAAGCUUAUUUCUAUGGAUGCAGUGUCUUGUUUGUAA
Molecule: messenger RNA, 1115 nt
Organism: Populus nigra (black poplar)
Lineage: Eukaryota; Viridiplantae; Streptophyta; Magnoliopsida; Malpighiales; Salicaceae
Product: LIM domain-containing protein WLIM1-like
Exons: 5
Coding region: 242-817 (191 amino acids)
Biological process (GO): actin filament bundle assembly
Cellular component (GO): plasma membrane; actin cytoskeleton
Molecular function (GO): actin filament binding
Source: RefSeq, a predicted model, not a curated record